AGUGUUUUAUCACAAAGAAAGAACAAGACAGUGAGAAAAGCAAGUGUUGUUGUGUUGUGUUGUGUUGUGUUGAGACAAGAAAAGAAGAGAGACAUGACUAAGUGGUGCAUCUUGGUGCUUCUUGCUCUUGCAGUGGUUGCAAGUGCCAGAACCAUUCCCAGCGACGCUGCUUUCGGGGACCAGAAGAACUUCCUCGGCUACGGUUUUUCAGGAGUCGGCAACAAUGGGCUUCCCUUCGCAGGAAUUGGCUCGGGCUUUGACGGUAGCAUGGGUGGGCCUUCUGGGAUCGGAGGAUUUGGAGGAUUCGGCGGGCCCGGUGGGUCUGGUGGGCUUGGCGGUCUCGGAGGCACUGCCGAAGGUGAAGGGCCCGGCAUUCCUCUCCCUUGAGCCCACACUCCUUCUUCCUGUUUGUUACUUUCAGCUGCUAUUAUAUAUAGCCUAUAACUGUCUUUCUUUUGUUUUAUUUCCUGAACAAAAUAAUUGUUCUGUGAGGUGUGUGUAACCAGUGUGUGUUAUGGUUCUUAGUUUUAUGGGAUGCUAUUUUUACUUCGAAUUAGAACAUGUAUGUUUUUUAACAUCUACGUGUGUACGCCUUCUCUAUAAACUUAUUCCAACUUUCUCUCUUC
Messenger RNA from Vigna unguiculata (cowpea), 626 nucleotides. RefSeq lists its product as uncharacterized. NCBI's taxonomy places the organism in Eukaryota, Viridiplantae, Streptophyta, Magnoliopsida, Fabales, Fabaceae. The record is from RefSeq and is a predicted model, not a curated record.